Malania oleifera is the source of this 1772-nucleotide messenger RNA. Its product is annotated as thioredoxin-like protein CITRX, chloroplastic. Gene Ontology annotation, molecular function: protein-disulfide reductase activity. Gene Ontology annotation, cellular component: thylakoid. Gene Ontology annotation, biological process: plastid organization; cell redox homeostasis. The transcript has 4 exons. NCBI's taxonomy places the organism in Eukaryota, Viridiplantae, Streptophyta, Magnoliopsida, Santalales, Ximeniaceae. The record is from RefSeq and is a predicted model, not a curated record. Bases 171 to 731 code for a protein of 186 amino acids.
GAAAAAGUGGUGUGUGCAAAUUCUUUUGUAGUACAAGAAAGAAGAUACAAUUUCAGUCUUAAUUAUGCGGGUGGGCUUAGUGACGAAAGUCCCAAUCUCGCAAGGAUUGGAUUUCGGGGCCAAUCCAAUUCCAGCCCGGGAGAGGAAAUCUUCUGUGUGAUUCUCUGCGUAUGGCUGUUCUGCAAACCACCCUGCUCCGUCAUGGCAUCGCCAGCUUCAUCCCCAUCUCUGCGCUUCAUAACCCAUCAGUGUCACCUCUGCCGAGCCACCCUCACAACCCUUUGAAGAAAACCCAGCAACCCUUCAACUCACCCUUCGCCACCAACCCUCCAUUUUCACUCUCCACGCAGCCCAGAAGGUUGCUGUGCAGACCCCACUCCGGCAAGUAUCUCGCCGACGAUUAUCUUGUGAAGAAGUACUCAGCAAAGGAGAUUCAAUUGCUUGUAAAGGGGGAGAGAAAGCUACCCCUUUUAAUUGAUUUCUUUGCGGCGUGGUGCGGCCCCUGCAUUUUGAUGGCUCAAGAACUCGAAAUGCUUGCUGUGGAGUACGAGAAUAAGUUGUUGAUUGUAAAGGUUGAUACAGAUGAGGAGUAUGAAUUUGCACACGACAUGCAGGUUCGAGGGUUGCCAACAUUGUUUUUCAUCAGUCCAGACUCUAAUAAAGAUGCAAUCCGAACUGAAGGGCUCAUCCCUAUUCAGAUGAUGCGGGAUAUAAUCAACAAUGACAUGUGAAGGAAUCUGGGGACGGGGGAUGUUGUUACCUAUAUUGCUGGAUGACCUGAGUUGCUGAUGGUACAAGCCUCUCCUGAUUAACUUGAGGUUUGUUUUAUCCUUGUGUAACUUAAGAUUCUAACUGAAAUUCUGCAGCAGGGUUAAACAAUUUUGUAGCACAUAUGAUGUGAAUAUUUAGGAUAUGUUGAUAUGUCCACUGAGAAGCAUCUUGCUAUUUCAGUUCAAUGCAUUCAACUAUUAAGCUUGGGUACCUAACUUUGCCCCACACACCAUUAAGCUGAAUGACAACAGAGUCCAUGAAGCCUAGUUCAUGUAAGCCAAAAGAACAUUGUUGUGCUUGGCGUACCAAAACCUGUGGCACCUCAUUAAGCUCAGCGCAGCUGAACCCACAGCAUUCCAUUUCUUGUGCAUGUAAGUUUGGCGCACGUUAUUAAGCCCUGUGCAUGUAAGCUCAACUCACUAGGUUUGGUGGAUGUAUGCACGUCGGUUGUCAUCGUGUCUAGGCCCAAUGCAUUUACCUGUUGGUGCAUCAACUCAGUCACUAAAGCAAAAAUGUCGGGGUCAAUCUCGAGCUUCUUCAUGCGCACAACUAAUUAGUGCCCCUUGGCCAGGCAUCAGAAAAGUUCUCCAGGGGUUAUAUUUUUAGCAUGACAGUAGGUAAUGACAACGUCUAUGGAGUGUUGCAACUUGCCCCCAUAAUGGACCUGGACUACAAACUUCGUUUCUUUUUGGGUUCUCAAUGGAAUGAAUCAUGAAAGGAGACUGAGAAGCAAAGCAACAGUAGAUUAGGCGAUCCCCUGUCAAGUGAAAAUCCAGAUGGUCUAAUUAACUUGCAGUGAGCUUUGUUUGCUCCAAGUUCUACAAUAAACUUAACACAAAAAUUGGCUUUAUGGGGCUGCUUAGUGUUAUUUAUGUUUUCUGCUAUUUGUUUCGUUUCUAAACAGUGAAGAAACGGAUCAUGACAAUGUGCUCGUUGAUAGUGAUAGUUCUCUAUUUCUGUCAGAUUUUAGCAAAAAUUGUCAAAUUUUAUGUUUUUUGACC